GCGUUCCACAAUCCCCGGAAAUGCGGAGGUGGGCGGGGUGAUUAGAUGCUGGUACCGGUGCUCCAGGUCCUGAUGAAUGUACUGUACGGGUACAGUACAGUAAUACUGACCGUACCUGGUAUCGGUCCCAGCUGAGGCUGUUACCUGUACGAGUACUAUGAGAGUAGAUUUGAUGAAGGACGGACAGAUACUAACCAAUCCCUUCGUUCGAUUCCGAAUUUCAAAGCUUCUAUUGCCAACGCACAAACUAUUGGCAAAAAAGGAUCGCGUAUCGGCGGUGGUGGGGGAGAGAAGAGUACCGGUACAGUAUCAACAAGUCGGGGUCAUACAGUACGAGUACAAAAGGAGGGCAUGAUCAAUGCUGCACUACGACCAGGAUUAUGGUGUUGUUUGGUUACAGCAAAGUUCCGAAUUCAACAACUGAUCUAAAGUUACCCUCAACAGUCACGAUACUCUUCGAGUAUACCACAAAUCAAGUUCCCACAUACAGUACUCAGAGGGCAAGAUCACUUUCGCUAGCCAGCUGCUAGGACAAAGAUUGGGUGCGAGAGUGGGACACAAACCAAGACAACACUUCGGCAGGGUACCGGUAUAGAUCCUCCGCUUUCGACCUCUUCCUUUCAUACCGGCAUGAUACAAGCACUGUCAUCUAUAGGCAGCACCUCGCCCAAGCACCUACCCCAUCUCACAGCUUCCAAUCCAAAUUCCCGAAACAAAUCAACACGGUUACACAGUUAGGAGAAGGAAAACAUCACAUCCUACCCGUGUGGCGGAUACCAUGGACCUUCUUGCUCCCAUCCGAAUCUCAACCCUUCCCCCCUCUUCCCAACAAAACGAUACCCCCCUUCUCACUGCUGUUCCCAAGCCGACUGGUUCCCCUGAAGCCCCUACCACCCCAGCAUCCAUCUCUCGAUCCAUAUCCGAUCUGGAUGAUAUCCUUUCUAUUCUCCGCUCGAGGCCCUCUCCUGAGCUUCUUUUCCGAAUUCUUGACCUGCUAACCACGGAUGCUCAGCCUCACUCCUCAUAUGACAUUCGUACUCCUACACCGAAGGCCUCGCAAGUUGUCAACACACUGCUAGAAAUUACCGUGCCCAACUUCUGGAACCUCCUUCCGAAAAGGGAGAGAAAGCAGCUAGCGGAAUGCCUUAGAUCGAUUACGGGACUUGGGGGAAUUGUUUCUAGGCUUCGGUUUUUGUCUAAGGGCAAGGGAGAUACACCAAGUGAGAGCUCUUUCAACGUACAAAUGGAAGAGCUUUUUGAUCUUCUACACUCAGUUUUAAGAGUCGAAGGCUUUAUUCAUCAAAUCUGGGAGUGGGGAAGUCACGGUUCGGCGGGUUCAAAACGAAUAGUGGCUUGGAAAGAAUUUACUUCGUUAAUAGCUGGCGGGAAGCUCCUAUCCGUCGCUGCAGAGGCCGAUAGGCUUCUAGACACAGACAAUGAAGGGGCGGGGAGAUGGAUAGGGAACGAAUCUUUAUUUACAUCCUGGCUUGGUCAGGAGAUUGCUUGGGCUAGCCUUAAAGCUGACAUUACAAACGAAGCCGAGUGGAAGGCUCUAGAUUCAGUGAUUGUGAGGGCACUUAGUUUGGGACAUCGUGAUGAAUUCGUGGAAAACCUUAGUUACCCUCAUAUUCGCCCCGAAGGUGGACUAGAGAAACUACACAAAUUGAUAUUUCCUCUUCCGGCGCAUAACAAGCAUACAUAUUUGGCCUCUCUACUACGUAAAUUAUCUUUGAAGCACCUUUCUAUAUCGCCAGAGAUGUAUCACGAGAGUGGAUGGUGGAAAGAGGAUGCUGCCAAGGUAUCAUCCAUUGCGGGCCUCAUAGGCUCUCUAGUGGAUGGCGAUGAUGAUCUUCGAGCUUUAGUAGUGGAAUGGUUGGUCGGUAGUCAAGGCGGUGGAAUCGGGGAGCCUAUAGGAAUCCGGAGAGCCCUCAUCGCCAUUCUAGCGAAGGAUGCUAUAACUCUCAAAGGGUUGUUUGAAAAAAGUCUGCAGCAUUUUUCAAAUCAGCUAUGGAUCAAACACGCGCCCAUAUUACAGCAAGAAGUGAACACUCAGGUACUCCUUCUCUGUGCCGGAUAUGUCCAUCGCCAGAUGCCUGCGUUCAUGACCCGUAUGGCACGUUCUUCAACGUUCUUAAAUGGGAUAUCUAAUCGGAUUGGAGCUACGUCCGAACGAGCCCGAUUCCUUGGAAUGGUUGUCGGGGAGUCUUUCUCUGGUCUCGUCGAUAAGGAAGGGAGCAAGAUGAACUUCGGAGUCCAUGAAACUUCUACAGAAGAGGCUAAAUGGUGGAAGGGCAUUCCUAGUAUAGAAGACACAGUCGGGUCUGCAUCGGGUCUACUGACCCCUCCAGGAUUAAUCGUCAGCAAGAAAAGGCACCCAACCAUCCAGCCAAAGGCAAGGAUGACUUCGGUGAUCCAAGUAAUUGAAGAGGUAAAAGAGGGUGGCCAGGAGGAAGAAGACGACGACGACUUGGUGCCCUACGCAAAGCCAGAUUCUGAUCCAGAGGACUCGGAAGAGGAUGCAGCAGAUGUUGUCAGAAAACGGGACACCCCACCAGUCUACAUCCGAGAUCUCCUAUCUAUGCUUCGCGAUACAGAAUCCUACGACCGUCAACAACUAUCUCUAGGAUCAGCUGCCUCCCUCAUCCGGCGGAAAGCGGCUUUUGGAAAAGAACUCACAGAUCAUGCCCUCGAGCUCACCUCACACCUCGCGGGGAUGCACGACAAAUACGACAUGGACAACUUUCAAGAGAUGCGUAUGCAAGCUCUAAUUGCAUUGGUUGUCUCUCUCCCAACAAUCGCGGGGCCACUGCUAGCAAAGCUGUUCUUCGAAGGGGAUUACUCUAUGGGACAACGCGCCGGUAUUUUAUCUGCAAUCGGAAUUGGUGCAAGGGAGCUGGCUGGAUUUAAAGAUGAUGACCUCCCACUCAGCAUCGAGUCAGCUAAGGGAAAGAGCAGCACAGAUCUAUUCCCUUCCAAGCGCCUUCCCGCCAAGGGAGACGCCAUAUGGAGCAAGGCUAAGCCCAGAACUCCAUUAGAAAGAAUAACAAGCACUCUGGAACGGCUCAUGAUCCAGCCUAUGGCAGCAGAAGCAUCAGAUAAAGCUGCAGGGCCGAAUGUCAUCAAAGUGCGUGUAUUCUCUAGUAGAAUUGAGGUGGAAAAGAAGCGUGCAAAACCUACGGAGAACAAACUCAGCAAAGUAGUUGCUGAGGCUUUCUUUUUCCCAUUGACGGGGAGAUGGUGGGCGGCAUUGAAAGACUACUCCGGCCGCGGCAUCCACUUUACCCCUUUCCUCCUAACAAGCUUUCUCAAAACUCUCGGCAUAAUCCUCCACGCAACCGGUCCUUCCGCACCCGCACUUCCGCAAAUGACCAGAGAGAUCUGGGAGGUCACAUUCAGCCUCCGCCACACUGAUGAGGAAACCGUGCUAGAAGGACUGCUGUUCACAUUGCUGACGAUGCUGGAGUUGAACUCCGAGGACGGAGUAGGGCUCGCGAGGGAUCAUCCCAAGGAGCUAGUUGAGACGCAGGAAUGGCUCGGUGGGAUUGUUAUUGCUGGAAGGGGCGGGAGCAAGGUUCUGGGUCUGGCUUCCGGUGCACUACUAAGGGUCGAUGCUAUUAUCAAAGAGUUCCAGAGGAGGGUUAUGGGAGAGAUUGUCAGGGACGGGUGAAGUCGUGGAGAGUCACUCGUGAAAGGGAAAAUUUGUCGUUGGGAGAGAUAAGUCGGUCGUUUGGCUUCCUGGG
Molecule: messenger RNA, 3740 nt
Organism: Tuber melanosporum (Perigord truffle)
Lineage: Eukaryota; Fungi; Ascomycota; Pezizomycetes; Pezizales; Tuberaceae
Exons: 5
Coding region: 779-3667 (962 amino acids)
Biological process (GO): telomere maintenance via telomerase; protein stabilization
Cellular component (GO): cytosol
Molecular function (GO): Hsp90 protein binding; telomeric repeat DNA binding
Source: RefSeq, a predicted model, not a curated record